CUACCAACUGACCAAAGUGGUCGGGAAAUUAGACCAACAUCGGGAUUCAAGAAUACAAAUUCACAGUACGUCAUACUCGUUUCUCAUGGACUGCAACAAGUUUGAAGGAUCCCAGAAACUUAACAACUUAGCUGAACAGCUCCGUUUAUACAAACCUCCAACUAAUUAUAGUACCAACAACAAAAUCACAAAUCCUAUUGAAGAUGAUAAAAUUAGUAAUGCCAGCCAACAUGAAAAUGUCAAAUCCAAUAAUAGAGCUGCAGUCCUGAUCUGCCUGUUUGAAGGGAUUGAUGGAGAUGUCCGUGUUAUCCUCACCAAAAGAUCUUCAACGCUGUCCUCCCAUUCAGGGGAAGUAGCAUUGCCAGGUGGAAAAGUUGAGGAAGGCGAUGCUAAUGACAUUGAGACAGCAUUGAGGGAGGCUAAGGAGGAAAUAGGAUUGGACCCUUCACUUGUAAAUGUUGUUACUGUUCUUGAAUCCUUCACUACUAAGCGGGGGAUAUCAGUCGUUCCUGUUAUUGGUAUUAUGCAGGACAGAUACGCAUUUAAACCAGAUGCAAAUACUGCAGAAGUGGAAGAAAUAUUUGAUGCACCACUAGAGAUGUUUCUCAAGGACGAAAACAGAAGAGAAGUGGAGCUAGAAUGGAUGGGAGAAAAAUAUGCACUCCAUUUCUUUGAUCACAACUCAGAGAACAAGAAGUUUGUUAUAUGGGCUUUAACUGCUGGCAUUUUGAUAAGAGCUGCAUCAAUUGUAUAUCAACGGUUGCCAGCCUUUCAGGAGCGGAGGCCAAGUUUCUGGAAUAGAAGUGGCUUGUGAUAAUGUUAGUCUGUUAAAUUGAGUCUCAUUCUUUAUCAUUCUCCUAUUGUGGCAGUCUUUCUUACAGAACCCCCUGAGAUUAGAACAAGCAGAAUACACUUACUAACAUGCCAUUGCUCAAUAGUUUUUGGCUGAAUCAGCAGUGGCCUAAAUCGAUUCCCAUGGCUUGGUUUACAAGUAAGAUUUGUAAAAAUAUGGAUCUCGUAUAAGCUUAUAUUCCAUAAACUUACAUUCAUCAAAUUAAGCAAGCAUCAAUUUUCGUCAAUAAA
Molecule: messenger RNA, 1083 nt
Organism: Coffea eugenioides
Lineage: Eukaryota; Viridiplantae; Streptophyta; Magnoliopsida; Gentianales; Rubiaceae
Product: nudix hydrolase 11-like
Exons: 4
Coding region: 86-814 (242 amino acids)
Biological process (GO): coenzyme A catabolic process
Molecular function (GO): acetyl-CoA hydrolase activity; coenzyme A diphosphatase activity
Source: RefSeq, a predicted model, not a curated record